Gongylonema pulchrum is the source of this 501-nucleotide messenger RNA. NCBI's taxonomy places the organism in Eukaryota, Metazoa, Nematoda, Chromadorea, Rhabditida, Gongylonematidae. The record is from the annotation of a GenBank genome assembly.
CUGCAAAGCAGUACCCAGGCAUGUUUAUUGAAUGCUCUGGAGGAUUAUGUCACACACGAGGAGAAUAGUUUGGCCAGACGAAACGAUAAAUAUUCCGAGCCCAAUUUUGAUUUCAUCACUUUUUGCCGCGAACAGGUAACAAUCAUCCAACCAUUGACAAUGGUUUUAGUUGGUGCAGGCGAUUUUUUAAAUAAUCCCCGUGCGCUGUUGCCUCAAAUUUGCAGGUUUCAGAUGAGUUUAUCUCGGCUCUAUCAAAGUCUUGAUAUCACAGAGCAGGUGACUGCAAUGUUUGAUGAACUCGAUGCAAUGUUAUCUCUGAUUGCUCUAAAUCAUUCUUCAGCAGAACCAGCGCCGAAAUGGUUUGCAUCGUCUUCAACGUCUGUUUCGGAUGCAUCGUACGGUUGUCCACUUUUUAUAGCAAUGCUGAAAUGUGAAGCGCCAUGGGAGGGUAUUACAUUGCUGGAAUUGCGUCACAUCAUUUUUGCGCAUCAAAUUUUGGUA